GAUCUGUCUCUGGAUGAUUAGUAACUUUGUUAAUUUAUGGAACAUGGGAAAAAGUGUGAAACAAUAUGAAAUCCAUCAUUUAAAUCUAGUUAAGGCCAUUACUCAUUGCAUACAGCAUUACUGUAACCUUGAAAAUGCCUUUUCUUCAUGGGUCAGCAGUGCUGUGUCAUGGUCACUGAUUGUGUGAAGUUUCCUCACUCACUUUUUGUCUCCUUUAAUUAACUGCAGUUUCCUUCAUUGUUAUGUUCAUAAGUAAACUUUAAUCACCCAGAUAUGAGUGAGUGCACACAAUGUAGGUGUGUGGGUGUGCUCUGUGCAAGACUGACGUUCCAAAAAAAGUUUGUUCCAGUCAGGAUAGGUUGUGACUCCUUUUGGCCCAGUUUUAGAAACUGCAGGUUCAAAGAAUGCAUUGAUAAUUGUUAAUUUUAUUUAGUCAUACAGUUUAAAAUAAGCCUAAAUAUCAUCAGCAAAGAAAACCUAAGUUAUAACUCUAAAUCACAUCACACAGCAAGUGAUGAGUUUGAUUUGUAAAUAAAAAUAGUUAUAUACCAAGGAGUAUGGCUCACAAUAGCUCAUAUAAUGACUCAUUUUCAAAAAAAGGUGUCACCAAUGAUGACAUUGUAAGAAGAUGUUCCUUCAUAUUCACCUCCAUUCUGGGGCAAAGAAUUUUGGUAAUCUUGGGGUAAAGCACCAUAAUUAUUAUACUCUAUCCUUUGCUGUUUAUGACUAAAAAUAAAGUUUCUCUUAAACAAUAUUUACAGUGUUUAUUGUUCAUCUUAGAUGCAGAAAUCUCCACUGAAAGUCUGGAAGUUCAGAAAAUUAUUGUGGACAAGCACAACAAUCUAAGGAAAGCUGUGACUCCGGCGUCAAGCAACAUGCUCAUCAUGCAAUGGAGUAAUGAAGUUGCAUCCAAUGCUAAAGAAUGGGCCAUCACCUGCAGUUUCAACCACAGCCCUUCAUUUAAAAGAAAGAUUAGCAAGCCAAAUUCUUGGGAAGAUGUAAUUCAAGCCUGGUUGGAUGAAAAUUUUACCUACGCUGUUGGAGCUAAGAAUGGGGAAGCUGUUGGACGCUAUACUCAGACUCUCACUACAAGUACUUUUAUGUUUGCCAAUACUGUCCUCCUGGAAAUUAUCAAGGUUUACUGCUGCUCCUUAUAA
Messenger RNA from Polypterus senegalus (gray bichir), 1157 nucleotides. Its product is annotated as cysteine-rich secretory protein 2-like. The record is from RefSeq and is a predicted model, not a curated record. NCBI's taxonomy places the organism in Eukaryota, Metazoa, Chordata, Cladistia, Polypteriformes, Polypteridae. The coding region runs from base 723 to 1157 and encodes 144 amino acids. The transcript is spliced from 5 exons.